Molecule: messenger RNA, 4497 nt
Organism: Myiozetetes cayanensis
Lineage: Eukaryota; Metazoa; Chordata; Aves; Passeriformes; Tyrannidae
Gene: NEK1
Product: NIMA related kinase 1
Exons: 35
Coding region: 374-4219 (1281 amino acids)
Biological process (GO): protein phosphorylation
Molecular function (GO): ATP binding; protein kinase activity
Source: RefSeq, a predicted model, not a curated record
CCCGCCCAGGGCGCGGCCUCCCGGCGGCGCGGGCCUUGCUCCCCGGCCGGGCUGUGCCACCCGUGCCGGGCUGCCCCGCCGCCAGCGAGGGCUGCGGGCCCGGCGCGCAGCUCGCCCGGGGGGAGGCAGGACAGCCCUGCGCUUAGAACGGGGAGGAGGCGGUUUCCCAGAGCACCGGGCGCUGCGGAGCCCCGAGAGAGUCCGUGUUCUACCUGCAGAGGAAACGCAGGUGUCGGGGUGGGCACGGAGCUGCUCGGCUCUGCCAGCCGACGUGCUGAGGCCAGCGAAGGGGUUCGCUCAGCACGCAGUGACAGAAGGCAGGUUCCCGAGGAGCGCGGCAGUACUCAAGUAAGCAUGCCUUAAGAAGAUAACUAUGGAUAAAUAUAUUAAAAUACGGAAGAUUGGAGAAGGAUCCUUUGGGAAAGCCAUACUUGUCAAAGCUAAAGAAAAUGGCCAACAGUACGUUAUUAAAGAAAUAAACAUCUCUAAGAUGUCAAAUAAGGAGAGAGAAGAAUCAAGGAGAGAAGUUGCUGUAUUGGCUAACAUGAAACAUCCGAAUAUUGUCCUCUAUAGGGAGUCAUUUGAAGAAAAUGGCUGUCUCUACAUAGUGAUGGAUUACUGUGAAGGAGGAGACCUAUUUAAAAAGAUAAAUGCCCAGAAAGGAGUCUUAUUCUCUGAAGAUCAGAUUCUGGAUUGGUUUGUACAGAUUUGUUUAGCACUAAAACACAUACAUGAUAGAAAAAUCUUGCAUCGGGACAUAAAGUCACAGAAUAUAUUUUUAACCAAAGAUGGAACAAUACAGCUGGGAGAUUUUGGAAUCGCCAGAGUUCUUAACAGUACUGCAGAGUUGGCUCGCACUUGCAUAGGAACACCAUACUAUUUGUCGCCUGAAAUAUGUCAGAACAAGCCUUACAACAAUAAAAGUGAUAUCUGGGCCCUCGGUUGUGUUCUCUAUGAAAUGUGCACACUUAAACAUGCGUUUGAAGCUGGUAACAUGAAGAACUUGGUACUGAAGAUAAUCUCUGGACCGUUUCCUCCUGUUUCUGUGCAUUACUCCUAUGACCUACGUAAUCUGCUGUCACAGUUAUUUAAAAGGAAUCCUAGGAAUAGACCAUCAGUAAACUCCAUAUUGGAGAAAAACUUUUUAGCCAAACGGGUUGAAAAAUUUCUCACACCAGAGCUUAUUGCAGAAGAAUUCAAUCACAAAAUUUUCCAGAAGUUUGGACCACAUGCUGCACCAGCUAAAAAACCAGGUCAAGAUCAAACACUGACUUCAGUUGCACCAGCUCAAAAAAUUACCAAACCUGCUGCAAAAUAUGGAGUGCCUUUAACUAUCAGGAAGUCUUGUGGUGCACCUAAAAAGCCUAAUGAGAAGAAGCCAUUGACUAAAUCUAGACAGGAACCUUCAAAAAAGAAAAGGUUAGAAUUGCCUGAAAAAGAAAAACGCCAGAGAGAGCAGAUCAGUUUACUGAAAGCAGAUGAAACGAGAAGAUUGGAAAAAGAAAGGAUGGAACGAAUAAACAGAGCCAGGGAACAAGGAUGGAGGAAUGUGCUUGGUUCAGGUGGAAGUGGUGUUAAGGCACCAUAUUAUGUCCGUGGAGGUGGUGUUGGUCCUUUGCCUGUGUCUUCCAGAGGACACUAUGAACACUAUCACGCUAUUUUUGACCAGAUGCAACAGCACAAGGAAAACGUUAGAGUAGCUGAACAGAGGGAAGCCAAAUUGAGGGCGAAACUACAAGACCGAGAAGUUGUUGAAAGAGGAAUUCCACCUGGAACACGUCCAGGAGUUCCUAGGGGACCUGCAGGUCAUCACCAUUUACCUGAGCUUGGUGCAGUUAGGAAAAAAGUGAAAAGAUUGAAGGAGGUGACUAAACAAGCCAGUGCAAACAGGCAAAAAGGAUGGAUAGCUACAGAUAGAGCAAAGCAAGUUGAAGAAUUCUGGCAGCGAAAGAGAGAAGCCAUGGAGAACAAAGCUCGAGCUCAGGGACACAUGGGUACACUGCAAAACGUGGCAGAUACCUAUGGAGGCAGGCCCGUUUCUGCAAGAGGAAGGAAAUCCAGAAACAAGGAGGAAGAGGAAUAUUUGGCAAGAUUGAGACAGAUCCGACUACAAAACUUUAAUGAACGCCAACAGAUUAGAGCAAAACUUCGUGGAGAGAAGAAUGAAGCUGCCAGUUCUGAUGGACAAGAAUCGAGUGAGGAAGCAGAACUGAAACGCAAAAAGAUAGAAACACAGAAGGCCCAGGCAAAUGCUCGAGCAGCAGUUCUGAAGGAACAGUUAGAGCGAAAGAGAAAAGAAGCUUAUGAAAGAGAGAAAAGAGCCUGGGAAGAACAUCUGAUUGCAAAGGGGGUCAAGAAUCCUAAUGUGCCUUUUCACGUGGAAGCUACAGAAGGUAGUCCUGUGAAUGGGCUACAAGAGCCUGGAGCAGCUCUUCCUAAGCCCCAGCUUCCAGUGAAGCCUGGUGCACCUGUCAUCUCCAUGACUUAUGCUUUGAAGGAAGUGGGUGUGGAUGAACAUGUAACUGCUGUCCAGGAAUCUGAGGAGGAAAUAAAAAAGCCAGAUUUUGCAAUGCAAAAUAAACGAGAAAUACUGAAAAGAUUAAAUCAAAAUCUCAAAGCUCAAGAAGAUGAAAAAGGAAAAAAGGAGUUUAAAAAUGUGCCUGAAUCAGCUGGGUCUGAAGAUGGUAAGGAACAACAAGAGGGUGACCAGCCACUUCUAGGAGAUCGCAAAAAAUGGGAAUCUGGGGCACCUGAGUUGAUAGUUCCUCUAGCUCAGUUACCGAUGGAAGAAUCUCUCUCUGGAACAGAGUGUCAAACUCUGGGGGAAGUAAUUAAGUUAGAUAUUGGUGAACCCCACAGGAAAGUCUGGGGCAAGAGCCCUACCGAUUCAGUCCUGAGGAUCCUAGGAGAAGCAGAGUUGCAGCUGCAAACCGACAUACUUGAGGAACAAGAUGUAAUAAAUGGUACUGCAGAACUUGCUGAAGAAGAUCAUCAGUCUUCAUCAGAGGAGAAGGAAGACAAGGCUUUCUCUGCUGUUGGAGCUCAGUCUUCAGUACCCAUUGGUGUCACAGAGUCUCUUGUGACUGUACCAGAAGAAUCUAAAAGAGCUGCACCUACCCAGGUGCAAAGCAAACCUAUUACCCUAAAUGAACCUGAUGAUUUGGAAGCAGAGAUGUUGGAAGAAAUGGAAGAUAAAAAGCACCAGAGUAAGGAGAGUAAAGAAUUUCCCAUCACUGUUAAUGAAGUGUGGGUAAAAGAGAAAGAGGAUACGGCCCAACGUGACAGAAUAAAUGAGGCAGCUUUGGAAAAACAAGCACUUGACAAGGUGCAAACACAAAAGGAAGCUCCAGAAGAAACUUGUUCCAGCAACUCUCAGCAAGCUGAACCCUUGUUCCAGAGGGUAAUACAGCCAACAGCUGUACCAACAGCCUCACCAGUUCUGUCAUCCCAGUCUUCACAGGAAGAGCCUUUUGUACCUCGUUCACGUUCCAUAUCACCAGCAAAAAAUAAAGGCAAAAGUUCAUUGUUGAUUGGACUUUCUACAGGACUUUUUGAUGCAAACGACCCAAAGAUGUUGAGAACAUGUUCACUCCCAGAUCUUUACAAACUGUACAGAACUUUAGUUGAUGUUCCCAGUGUAGCAGAUGUGCAGCAUCAACAUAAUCUUGAAAUAGAUGAUACGGAAGAUGAGCAAGCCAAAGAAGGACCCUCUGAUUCUGAGGAUAUUAUGUUUGGAGAGACAGAUACAGAUUUGCAGGAGCUCCGGGAUUCAAUGGAACAAUUGCUUAGGGAGCAGCCUAGUGAGGAAUUCAGCGAAGAAGAAGAGUCUACUUUAAAGGCUAAUGCCAUUGAAUGCAUAACAAAUGGUACUGAGCUGGAUGAAGGAGAUGAAAAUAACCCCAGCAGUGAAAGUGCACUUAAUGAAGAAUGGCAGUCAGAUAAUAGUGAUGGAGAGAUUGCCAGCGAAUGUGAAGAAUGUGAUAGUAUCUUCAGCCAUUUGGAAGAGUUGAGAUAUAACCUGGAGCAGGAAAUAGGCUUUGAUAAAUUAAUUGAAGUUUAUGAGAAAAUAAAGGCUAUACUUGAAGAUGAAGAUGAAAAUAUCGAUAUUUGUUCAACCAUAGUUCAGACUGUUCUUGGAAAUGAACACAAACAUCUGUAUGCCAAAAUACUUCACCUAGUAAUGGCAGAUGGAGCCUACCAAGAAGGUAAUGAUGAAUAAACCUGACUCAGGAAAUUCCUUAAUGCUGUACUACGUACCAGUGUCUGAAGUCUGCACAGCUGAAUAACAAAUUGUAGUGGAGUAACAUGGGGCAGGAGAGGCAAGACUUCAAAAAAGAAUGUUGACUGUAUGAAAAAGAGGAAGAACAUGCCUUUUAAAACUGAGAUAUCUAUGGAGUUCUCUUGUGUGUAUUUGCAUAUGUGUCCCUUAUAUACUAGGUGCCCAAAAUUAAUUAAAAAAAACCCAAACAACCAACAACCAAGAAAAUCAACAAAACC